AUGUUCCCCGGUCGCUUACGCUGGAUGCGCACCAGUCGAUUGCACUGGGUCCGCGAUGCGCACCAGUCGGUCGAGCUGGAUCCGCGAUGCGCUCCCGUCGGUCGAGCUGGAUCCGCGAUGCGCUCCCGUCGGUCGAGCUGGACCCACGGUGCGCUCCCGUCGGUCGAGCUGGAUCCACGGUGCGCUCCCGUCGGUCGAGCUGGAUCCGCGAUGCGCUCCCGUCGAUUGCGCAGUAUUUUGAGGCAGAAAUUAUUGCUCGAAUGUCGGAAUAAGCGAAAUUGCGCCCGGGACUCCCUCACUGUGGUUGGGUCAACCGAACAUCAAAUCCUUCCCGGUGGAACUGUUCGCUUGGUGGGAAAGAAGCUUGGCGCAGCGUUAUCAUACUUCAAGGCAGCCCGGGCCGAUCUAUUGUUGAGGAGAGGUGAUUUUGGGCCAUAUCGCUUUCCAAAGAAUGUCGAUGAUUUCUGGGUCGGCUUAUAUGUGUUUUUGCUUUUUUAUGCGGCUUGCUACCGCAGAAUCGGUAUAAAAGCGGCUGCUAGCUGCUUUUCAGCAGAAAAUGCGCGCGAACGGCAGCAGAAAAUAGCCGAAAAUGCCGGCUUGCUACCGAACAAUACAGGACUUCGCGUUCGAACUGUGCUGGUUUUCGCCACGGCUGUGCGUUACGGUGUGUAA
Messenger RNA from Gongylonema pulchrum, 672 nucleotides. The record is from the annotation of a GenBank genome assembly. Lineage: Eukaryota; Metazoa; Nematoda; Chromadorea; Rhabditida; Gongylonematidae.